Botrytis deweyae is the source of this 474-nucleotide messenger RNA. RefSeq lists its product as uncharacterized. NCBI's taxonomy places the organism in Eukaryota, Fungi, Ascomycota, Leotiomycetes, Helotiales, Sclerotiniaceae. The record is from RefSeq and is a predicted model, not a curated record. The transcript has a single exon. The coding region runs from base 1 to 474 and encodes 157 amino acids.
AUGUCUUUCAAUGUCUACAUGGUCGACUUCCUUGGUAUCUCACGAGGUAUCUUCGUUCAGACUGAUGAACAAGGAAGCGACAGCGGUCAUCUCUAUCAAGUAAUCGGCGACAUGCAAAACGGCAUGAUCCAUUCCCACAAAGAGAUCAAACGUCCGAACAAUGCCAGCAGAUUCAUCGGCACGGUAUCGGUAUCUCAAUACUCGCAAGUUCGCGCCAUCUGCGAUUCCAUCACUGCAGGACCACCGAAAAUUGAUCCCGCAAAUUCUCUUCGCCAUUAUCAAGAAUGGACCAAUAGUGUGGUAGAACUACUUUUUGCUAGGGGAGUCUUGCAAAGACCUAACCCUCUUUCGAUGUCUACACAAUUACAGAAUGCCUCGAGGAGAGUAGACCAAUGCUGCUCGCCAAUAUACGAUAACCGUAGCUUUGACUGGAUAAGCGCGAGUCGAUUACAGGCUCCUGGAAUGGCAAUGUGA